Messenger RNA from Capronia coronata CBS 617.96, 897 nucleotides. RefSeq lists its product as uncharacterized. Gene Ontology annotation, molecular function: oxidoreductase activity, acting on the CH-OH group of donors, NAD or NADP as acceptor. Lineage: Eukaryota; Fungi; Ascomycota; Eurotiomycetes; Chaetothyriales; Herpotrichiellaceae. The record is from RefSeq and is a predicted model, not a curated record. Bases 1 to 897 code for a protein of 298 amino acids. The transcript has 3 exons.
AUGGCGCCUUCAGUCGCAACGGACGUAAACCGAGUCAUCAACUUCGUCCCGACCAUCCAUAACGACACAUACCCAACCAUCGACCCAUUGAACGCGAAUCUUUCCGGCAAAUAUGUUCUCAUCACCGGGGCGUCGAAGGGCAUCGGUCGAGCGACAGCCAUGUCAUUCGCCCGAGCAGGAGCAUCCGGCAUUGCCAUACUCGCCCGCUCCGACCUGUCAUCUCUUGUGCCUGAACUGCACACAGCAGCCGAGAAGGCGGGCCGUGCACAGCCCAAGAUCCUCACCUUGGCCGCCGACCAGACCAACGAAACACAAGUCCAAGCAGCAGCGGACAAGGUCCGGACCGAAUUCGGCCGUCUCGACAUCCUGAUCAACAACGCCGGCUAUCUCGAGCCAUGGAAGCCGAUCGUGGAGUCCGACGUCAACGAAUGGUGGAAGGCCUUCGAAGUCAACGUCAAGGGCGUGUACCUGAUGGACCGCGCCUUGAUCCCACUAAUGCUGGAGACCGAGAACGGCGACAAAACCGUCAUUACCGUAAGCAGCAGGGGCGCUCUUGGCGCCAGGGCCGGGGCCAGUGCAUACCAGACGAGCAAAAAUACCGUGAUACGACUGAACAAUUUCCUCUCCGCUGAGUAUGCGGACCAAAGGCUUCUCGUUUACACCGUACACCCUGGAAGUGUCGAGACAGACUUGGCUCGGGGUAUGCCGAAGUAUAUGUAUGAGCACUUCUACGAUACGCCGGAACUAGCGGGCGAUAUGUUUGUCUGGUUAACAAAAGAGAAGCGAGAAUGGCUGAAUGAUAGAUUCAUCAGCGUGGCCUGGGAUGCCGAUGAGUUUCUCGCCAAGAAGGAGAUGGUGCUCAAGCAUGAUUUACUGAGGUACCAGCUACGCACUUGA